Messenger RNA from Colletotrichum graminicola M1.001, 3255 nucleotides. RefSeq names its product potassium/sodium efflux P-type ATPase. The coding region runs from base 1 to 3255 and encodes 1084 amino acids. The transcript has 4 exons. The record is from RefSeq and is a predicted model, not a curated record. Gene Ontology annotation, cellular component: plasma membrane. Gene Ontology annotation, molecular function: P-type calcium transporter activity; ATP hydrolysis activity; ATP binding. NCBI's taxonomy places the organism in Eukaryota, Fungi, Ascomycota, Sordariomycetes, Glomerellales, Glomerellaceae. Gene Ontology annotation, biological process: calcium ion transmembrane transport; intracellular calcium ion homeostasis.
AUGGCAAGAUCCAAGGCAGCAAAGCCCGCCGACACUCACGUCUCGGGACAGUCCAACAAGCCCCUCUCCCAGCCGGCCCAUGCCUUGAGCUACCAGCAGCUCUCCGAGGAGCUCCGGGCCGACACCGACCACGGCCUCUCCGCCGCUGAUGCCAAGGCGCGCCUCGACGAGUACGGUCGCAAUGACCUCGGCGAGGCGGACGGCGUCCAGCCUUUCAAGAUUGUGGUCGCCCAAGUCGCCAAUGCAAUGACCAUGGUCCUCAUCUUGGCUAUGGCCGUCAGUUUCGGCAUCGGUUCGUGGAUUGAGGGCGGUGUCAUCACCUUUGUCAUCCUCCUUAACGUCGUCGUCGGCUUCUUCCAGGAGUUUUCCGCCGAGAAGACGAUGGAUUCGCUCCGCUCUCUGAGCUCUCCGACCGCCAGCGUCGUUCGCGACGGCGAAGCAAUGGUCGUGCCGUCCGGCGACAUCGUCCCCGGCGACCUGGUCGAGAUCAAGACGGGUGACACCAUCCCCGCAGACGUCAGGCUGAUCGAGGCCGUCAACUUCGAGACCGACGAGGCUCUGUUGACCGGCGAGUCUCUCCCCGUUCGGAAGAAUGAGGGUAGCACGUUCCCACACAAUACCGGCCCAGGAGACCGCCUCAAUGUCGCGUACAGCUCCUCCAACGUCACAAAGGGCCGCGCGAAAGGUAUUGUCUUCGCCACCGGCGUCUACACCGAGAUCGGCGCCAUCGCGUCAGCCCUGCGCAAGAAGGACUCCAAGGUGCGCGAGGUCAAGCGCAAGCCUGACGGACGCGCGAAGCCGCACCGCUACCUCGAGGCUUAUACGCUGACCUUUACUGACGCUGUCGGCCGGUUCCUGGGUGUGAACGUUGGCACCCCGCUGCAGCGGAAGCUCUCAAAACUCGCCAUGCUCCUCUUCGGCAUCGCCAUCGUCUGCGCCAUCAUCGUCCUCGGCGCCAACAAGUUCGAGGCGUCGCAGGAGGUCAUAAUCUACGCCGUUGCCACCGGCCUGUCCAUGAUCCCGGCCAGCCUUGUCGUUGUCCUCACCAUCACCAUGGCCGCCGGCACUAAACGCAUGGUCAAGCGCAACGUCAUAGUCCGCAAUCUCAAGUCCCUCGAGGCCCUAGGCGCCGUCACCGACAUCUGCUCCGACAAGACCGGCACCCUGACCCAGGGCAAGAUGCUGGCCCGCGGCGCCUGGCUGCCCGGCAUGGGCACCUACACGGUCGAGAACGCGACGUCGCCCCUGGACCCUACCACCGGCGACAUCCGCUUCGACGAGCGGUUCCCGCGACACCUCAACUUCAAGAAAGGCGGCGACGCGUGCGGGUCGAUUGUCCAGACCGAGCAGCUGUUGAAUAACAGCAAGGCAGCCCUUGCCGCCUUUCUUCAGGUCGUCUCCCUCGCCAACCUUGCCACGAUCAGCAAGAAGGGGGAUCAGUGGGUUGCGCGCGGCGACCCGACAGAGAUUGCCAUCCAAGUCUUUGCAUCACGCUUCGGCUGGAACCGUCUGCAUCUGACCACGGGCGAGACACCUGAAUGGAGCGAGAUCGCCGAACUUCCCUUCGACUCUGAUGUCAAACGCAUGUCCGUCAUAAUGAAGCACAACCCGACCGGCGAGUACCAUGCCUACACAAAGGGCGCCGUCGAGCGGGUCAUCCAGAUCUGCACAAAGUUCACCCCAAAGGACUCGGGAGAGCUCGCCGACGUCACGCCCGAGUUCCGCGAGGAGAUCCUCCGCAACAUGGAGGCCCUCGCCGGCCGCGGCCUGCGCGUGCUCGCGCUCGCGAGCAAACCCUUCGACAACGGCACGCCCGUCAAGGGCGACGAAGUCGAGCGCGCCUCCGUCGAGCGCGACCUUGUCUUUCGCGGCCUCGUCGGUCUGUACGACCCCCCUCGCCCGGAGUCCGCUCCCGCCGUCCGGCAGUGUCACGAAGCCGGUAUAUCGGUGCACAUGCUCACCGGCGACCACCCGGAAACCGCAAAGGCUAUCGCUGUCGAGGUGGGCAUCCUGCCGUCCCGCAUGGAGCGCGUCGCGCGCAACGUCGCCGACGCCAUGGUCAUGACGGCGUCCCAGUUCGAUGCCCUGACCGAUGAAGAGGUCGACAGGCUUCCGGUUCUCCCACUCGUCAUCGCGAGAUGCGCCCCCAGCACCAAGGUUCGGAUGAUCGAAGCCCUCCAUCGACGCAAGAGAUUCUGCGCCAUGACUGGCGACGGCGUCAACGACUCCCCCUCCCUCCGUCGCGCCGACGUCGGCAUUGCCAUGGGACAGUCAGGAUCCGAUGUCGCCAAGGACGCUUCGGAUAUCGUCCUUACCGACGACAAUUUUGCCUCCAUAGUUGCCGCCAUCGAGGAGGGUCGGCGGAUCUUUGACAACAUCCAAAAGUUCGUGCUCCACGUCCUCGCGGAGAACAUUGCCCAGGCUGGAACCCUACUCGUCGGGCUCACCUUCAAGGACGCGAGGGGGCUGUCCGUCUUCCCGCUCGCGCCCGUCGAAAUCGUCUGGAUCAUCAUGGCGACCUCAGGCAUGCCCGACAUGGGCCUCGGCUUCGAGCGGGCGGUCCCCGACAUCAUGCGCCGCCCGCCCCAGUCACUGAAGACGGGCAUCUUCACCGCCGAGUUCCUGGUCGACAUGGUCGUCUAUGGCCUGUGGAUCACGGCCCUCUGCCUCUCCAGCUUCUCGCUUGUCGUCUACGGCUUCGGCGACGGACGGCUUGGGGAGAACUGCAACGGGAGCUACAACGAGACCUGCGACGUCGUGUUCCGCGCCCGUGCUACAACGUUCGCCUGCCUAACGUGGUUUGCGCUCUUUUUGGCGUGGGAGAUGGUUGACAUGCGCCGCUCGUUGUUCCGCAUGCAGCCCGGGUCCAAGAAGUACUUCACCCAGUGGAUGAUUGACGUCUGGAGGAACAAGUUCCUGUUCUGGGCCAUUAUCGCUGGGUUUGUCACCCUGUUCCCGCUGCUGUACAUCCCCGUCAUCAACACCGAAGUGUUUAAGCACAAGGGCAUCUCGUGGGAAUGGGCCGUGGUCUUCAUCGCCGCGGCGCUCUUCUUCGGCGGCGUAGAGUCGUGGAAGUGGGCGAAACGGGUCUACUUCAGGAAGCAGAGCCGCAAGACACUGGGCGUCGCGUGGAAAGACAUGGGCAUAGAGCAGAGGGUGUUUGGAGAGUACCUCGGCGGCCCUUCCGAUGACGACCACCACACCGAGGUCGGCUACGAUGACCAUGACAUGGAGAAGGAGGGAUUGGAGAAAUGA